Molecule: messenger RNA, 1220 nt
Organism: Purpureocillium takamizusanense
Lineage: Eukaryota; Fungi; Ascomycota; Sordariomycetes; Hypocreales; Ophiocordycipitaceae
Exons: 2
Coding region: 319-894 (191 amino acids)
Source: RefSeq, a predicted model, not a curated record
UAUAUACUACCACCGGCCGGGUCACACUCCAGCACAUCGUCCCGUCUCGUCUCUUGUUUCCCCCGACCCCUGUUGGCACUCUCUGUGUUUUCUUUUCCUUGGCCUGUAUAAACAUCUUCGUCACUCCUUACUUGAGGGCCUGGCUUCCGACGACGACACCUCACCUCACCUCACCUCUCUUGUUCCUUUCACGCAGACCUUUGACAGGCAAGGCGCAAUCUACACCCUCAACCUCUCUCUCAACCGUAGACUCGGUUGCCCCCCCCUUCACGAAAACCUCACGAAACCUUUUCCACCUCCCCAACCACCAAAAAAAACAUGCAGCUGGCAUCUGUCUUCCUCGCGGCCCUGGUGCCCUCGGUGGCCCUGGCCGCCACGGCCUACACGCCGCCUGCGUCGCUCGCUGCCGCGGCCAAGGACCCCGGCAACGACUGCUCGCUGCCCGUCUCGUACCACGUCCUCAACUUCGUCGGCAAGAAGAAUUCCUCAGCCACGGACCUGAGCUCGUACAGCUUCAAGUACCGCAACACCAACAGCAACCUGACGACCGAGUGCGCGUGGGACACCACCUCCAAGUCGACGACGCCCGACAGCCUCACCCCGCGCUUCGCCUGCGCCGACCGCAACGUCAAGUUCAUCUGGCAGGGAGAGCAGAAGCGCCUGACCCUCAUUGAGCGCGUCUGCCCCAACACCCGAGGUGUCCCCUCGUACGAAGUCUCCGGCAGCGCAGACAUCCCCCUGCAUUGCGGCGGCACGGGCGCCUGCGCCUCCAACCAGACGGAUACGCUCGCCCUCUUCACGAGCAUCAACCCAGUCCGGGAUCCCACUCACCGCCGCAGCAACGUCGUCCGCAACAAGAAGACCCGGGGUGUCGCCUGGUCCUUCGGCGCUUGAGCGCGCGGGUGCGCGGCUGAUCAUGAGCGGUCUCAGUUCCCCCCCGAUGCUGCGAGAUGUUUUUUAAUUUUGAGUUGAGGCCGGCACUAAAAGGAGGGAGACAACAUCACAAGCGAGGGGCCGGGACAGAUGGUGUAAAUAUGGUGCGAACUUCGAAGGAUGUGUGCGCAUGGCGAUGCGGUCCCAGAGGCCGCAUCCAGGACGCCCGCCAUCAUGUUUCUCUUCAUGCUCUAUAGACAGGUUCUUGGACUGCCCCGCCUUUUUUGGCUUCUUCCUUACCUUAGGUACGAAGCGCAUAUCAAUGAUAUCCCACGCUCGUUUUGGCG